Molecule: messenger RNA, 809 nt
Organism: Xenopus tropicalis (tropical clawed frog)
Lineage: Eukaryota; Metazoa; Chordata; Amphibia; Anura; Pipidae
Gene: slc25a34
Product: solute carrier family 25 member 34
Cellular component (GO): membrane; mitochondrial inner membrane
Source: RefSeq, marked validated
GGUAAAGACCCACCUACAGGCACAGACAGUGGCGGCCAUUGCGGUGGGACAUCAGCACAACCAUCAGAGUGUGAGCAGCGCCUUCGAAACCAUUUACAAGAAGCAGGGAAUCCUGGGAUUAUGGCGGGGAGUGAAUGGGGCGGUGCCUCGUGUCAUGGUGGGUUCGGCCGUGCAACUGGCAACGUUCGCCAACGCCAAAGAGUGGGUGAAAAAGCAGCAGUGGUUUCCCCAUGACAGUUGGCUGGUGGCUCUCACUGGUGGGAUGAUCAGCAGCAUCGGUGUUGCCAUAGCGAUGACUCCAUUCGAUGUGGUCAGUACUCGAUUGUACAACCAGCCGGUGGACAGUUCGGGCAAGGGUCGCCUGUACCGGGGCUUCUUGGACUGCAUCCUGAAGAUCAUUCACAAGGAGGGGGUUCUUGCCCUGUACAAGGGCAUCAUGCCCGCCUACAUCCGGUUGGGCCCCCACACCAUCCUCAGCCUGCUCUUCUGGGAGGAACUAAGGAAGUUCACCUACUACUACCAGCACCGCUGAGGCCCAAACCUCCCCGAGCUGCCCAGCCUGGGGUGACCCACUUGCCCUCGGCCGCUGAGCUGCCCACACUGACGGGGGCUCUGGUAGGUGGCCCUAUAGCCCGACUCUGGCACCGCCCACUUGGGUUCCUCUGAUGUACUGCCUCUCUCGGUAUAAGCAGCAGCUUGUGGGGUAACAAGAUACAGGGGGAUCUCUGCACAGCGCCCCCUCACUCGGCCGGGGUGUAACUGCACCUCAGGAUACUUGAAACUGAAGCAUUAAAUAUUCUUUUAUAGAA